AUGGUCAAUCAAAGUGCACCUAUCUUGCGCCAACUUGUGCAAUUUUAUACCCCUGCUGCUUUUGAUAUGUUCCAGGAACAAUGGGGCCUCCAGUUCUCCGUAAAAUUAAUUGAACGUGAUGAGAAAGAAUCAUUGUUUGUAUACACGGCCCAUAUGAUAGAUGAAGAGGGGGAAUGGAGAAUUGAGUUUAACCCUGAGACACAUGAAAUUUGUUGUAGUUGUCAGAAAUUUGAGGCCACUGGCAUAUUAUGUUGCCAUGCAUUGAAAGUAUAUGAGUCCAAAGAUAUAAGAGUUAUGCCUGAACAAUAUAUUCUCAAGCGGUGGACCAAGGAAGCAAGGAAUGGGAUUGUCCAUGAUAUCAAAGGAAAUAAGAUACAAGCAGAUCCUAGACUUGACACAAUACGAAGAUACAGACAACUGGUGAUUAGUAUGGUAAGAUUGGCAACACAGGCUGCUAUUACUCCUGAGGGAUUUGCUCGUGUUCAUAAAUGUAUUAUUGAGUUACAAAAAGAGUUUACUCAAGAUAAUGAAAAUGAUACUUUUGAACCAGUCAUGGAGCCAGAAAAUAUGCCAAAGGGAUUCAAGAAAAGAGAUGGAAAAUUUAGAAAGAAACGUCACAAAGGUUGGGAAGAGAAAAAUCGACAAAAAAGAAGAAAAGUUGCACCAAAGGACCCUCCAGAGACUUCAUCAUCUAAGAAGCCAUCGAAGAAAAAACAAAAGGCUUCAUCACAAAUGAAGGAUAUUCAAACUCAAGCUUCAACAAUCUCACAUUUAGAAGCUUCAACACAACUUUCACAAACACAAGACUCAACUUUUUCAUUCUCUGUUUCUCCAACACAACAUGGUUUUCCACCCUCUAGGUCACAACCAUUGUCAUAUACAAGUUUAUUGAUGGCACAAAGUAUUGCAAUUCCAUCACUUGAAGCCAUAGAUCUCAUGCCAAACUAUAUGCAAGGAGAGUAA
This is a messenger RNA of Neltuma alba, 963 nucleotides long. RefSeq names its product protein FAR1-RELATED SEQUENCE 2-like. The record is from RefSeq and is a predicted model, not a curated record. Gene Ontology annotation, biological process: regulation of DNA-templated transcription. NCBI's taxonomy places the organism in Eukaryota, Viridiplantae, Streptophyta, Magnoliopsida, Fabales, Fabaceae. Gene Ontology annotation, molecular function: zinc ion binding. The transcript has 4 exons. The coding region runs from base 1 to 963 and encodes 320 amino acids.